AUGGAACAACCAUCAAUCACUUAUUCUGCCAACCAAUCUGUCGACUAUCUUGGACAUACUCAUAACUGGUCUGACACUGAUGUUAUUUCUUCUUACAAACAAGUUUGCCAAGCCCUCGCUACUUGUCAAGAAAAGUGUCGUGAAGAAUCUUUCAAUCAAAAACAACCUAAAAAUUCUCGUCCUCUUCAACAACAACGCUCUUCGGGUAAGACUAUUGGUAACAUUAGCAAACAACUUCAACAACAAAAAUAUGAGUCUGCCCUUCGUGCCGAAGAGAAACGUUUGAUUCGUAUGAAGAAUGCCCUUUGGAGACGUAUGGGUUCUGCUGUUGGUUGCGUUGGAAAAGGCAAUAAAUUAGUCUCUCCAAAAGCUUUAAAAUGGCAAAAAGAAUGCGAUAUUCUUUGGUUAUUUGGACCCCUUUAUCAACCUGAUAAUGAUCCAUUCAUGGAAGAUGAUGAUGAUAAAACUUUAGUCGGAAGUCCACCAGGCACUUGUUGCCCACCGUCACCCAUCUUUGGUGCUACUUCUGCAUCUCCAUUACCAAGUUCCUUUGAUCUUCCAACUCCUCCAUCCUCUCCUCAGAACUCUCCAUCAAUCUACAUUAAACCAGUUUUGAAGAAACCUGUGGAACAUGAUCCAUUAAAAGAUCUCAUUUCUUAUGCCUAUGAAAUGAUGUUAAUUAAUGCUGAUACAAAUCAAAAAUCUUAUGAACCUAAACAAAAGAAAAAGACUAUUAGGUUCAGUCGUAAUUUGGAGCAAGUUCAUUAUACUCCAACUCAUUAUUCUACUGUACGUCCACCAACUCCUCCUAACCGACGUAGGGUUAAUAAUCCGUUCCACUUAGCUUCUGAAAAUGAUAUGUUUAAAGAUCAAGGUAUUAAGCAACCUGUCAAUUACGAUCAAAUGUUUGCUAUGGCUAAAGAACAAGUCAAAUCUACUGGAAAACUUAAUUUACCUUUCGGUAAAGAUGGUCCUUGGAUGGGUGGAAAUUAUCAUGAUGAUGAUUUACCACUACCUCAAUUGGUCAGAUCUUCUCCACGUUCUAUCCCACAACGUGGUUCUCCACCAAGAAGAGCUCCUGUUCCUCAUUAUAAUGUUCCUCAUUAUAAUAAUGUUCCUCGCAGGAUGGUACCACGUAGUGCUAUUGAAGUUAAACGUAUGAGUAAUCAACAAAUGAGAUUCCCUGAAAUUAAUGAUUCUGGUGUUGUGGAACGAUGUGUUAACAUUGCUUCUAAUGUUAAAGAUGUUGGAAGGGCGACCUUUCCACCAUACCCUUGA
Molecule: messenger RNA, 1278 nt
Organism: Dentiscutata erythropus
Lineage: Eukaryota; Fungi; Glomeromycota; Glomeromycetes; Diversisporales; Gigasporaceae
Source: the annotation of a GenBank genome assembly